Molecule: messenger RNA, 2421 nt
Organism: Emiliania huxleyi CCMP1516
Lineage: Eukaryota; Haptophyta; Isochrysidales; Noelaerhabdaceae
Exons: 4
Coding region: 1-2421 (806 amino acids)
Molecular function (GO): hydrolase activity, hydrolyzing O-glycosyl compounds
Source: RefSeq, a predicted model, not a curated record
AUGCCGGGCCGUUUGUCGCUCGUGCUGCUCCUCCCGCUCUUCGCGGCGCAGGCGGCGACGGCCGCUGUCACGUCUUCGCCUGUCCCGCGAGUUGCCGACUUCUACGGUCGGAACGGCUCGCUCUUCGGCUUGAAUUGGUUCGGCUCGGAGAGCGAGGCGCGGGUGCCCCGUGGCCUCAACCACCGCUCACUCGGCGAGCUGAUGGAGUUUGUGCAGGCCAAUGGCUUCAACGCGCUCCGAGUCACCUUCUCGCUCCAGAACGUGGAGAGCAACGAGCUGACGCCGUCUUCGGCCGCAGCCCACUCUGUGGAGCUCGCCGGCACGGACUACGUCGGCAUGCUCGAGGCGAUCGUGGCGAUGGCGGCGAGGCGCAACCUGCUCGUGCUCCUCGGCUGCCACCGCAUCAAGAGCGGCUACCCGCACGAGUGGCCCGGCAAGUGGAAUGGUCGCUGGACGGACGGGCAGUGGACGCCGUCGCGCGUCCUCGCCGCGUGGUCGGGGCUGAUGAAGCGCGUGUGCCGCGGUUCCAGCCGCCCGUGGAACCUGCUCGGCAUAGACGUGCUCAACGAGCCGUUUGGGCAGGAGUGGGACGACUGGGCGGACGUGGUGCAGCGGGUAGGCAACCACGUUCUGGAGCUGUGCCCCAGCAGCCUUGUCUUUGCGCAGGGCACGGGGAGCCUGCCGCCGAAGGAGAAGGGCGUCCAAUGGGGCGGCAACAUGAUUGGGGCGGGCGAGUUCCCGAUUGCGCUCUCCAACGAAAGCAAGCUCGUCUACGCGCCGCACGUUUACGGCCCGUCGCUCUCGACGCGAAGCCACGCCGAGAAGCCGGAAUACUUCUCGGACGCCGACUUUCCGCAGUCCAUGCGCGACAUCUGGACGCACCACUUUGGCUUUGUCCGCGGGCAGACCGGCGCACCGCUCGUGAUCGGCGAGGCAGCCGCUGCCUUGGCCAACCGCGGCAAGCCCUGGCUGGAGGAGCUCAUCCGCUGGGCGACCGAGGAGCACCUCGGAAUCUUUUACUCUGCCCUGAGCCCGGAGGCAGGCGGAGUGGGCGGCGUACUCCUCGACGACUGGACCACGCCCGAUGUGGGCAAGCUUGGGCUGCUGCGAGCGCUGCCGGCCACUAACGUCAUCACUCCAAAUCGGUGCUUCGAGAUCCAGGAGCGGGAGGACUGCGAGAAAGCCAUGACGGCCGCGUCAGCCAAGGGGAUGCUCGUCUGUGUCUGGGCACCAGUAAUGGCAGGCGAGCCAAUCCAAACACGCUGCACGGCCGGCGCACUGGCCCUGCUGGUCUACAAUUGCGGGUGGUGUGGCAACUCCUGCCGCCCAAAGAAGGAUGGGUGGGCCGUGGUUGCGCAGGGCGCACAGCAGUCGCUGGUACAGGAGAGCCGCUUCCUCCGUCGGGUUCCGGAGGCAGUCUACCACGCGAUUGUUCAGGAGCGCAGGCGGGUCAUCAAUGGCGACGACCUCGCGACCGAUGCCGAGGAAGUUGAGAAGGGCAGCAAGGCGCAGCAGCACGCGCACCGGGAAGCGGAGCUGUUGCACGACACGCUGCUGCAGGUGGUGCUACCAGAGCCAGAGGUACCUAAGAUGGAAUCUCCAGAAUGCUUGCCCGGCUCCUCGCCCGCAGAGCCACCGCCCGUGGCGUUGCCGGAUCCACCGCACCCGUUGCCGCCCGGACCGCGCGUCGAGCAGCCUCAAAGUGAGGUGGAGCCGCCCUCCGACAAGCCGCGUCGCCGCGUGGCACGGCAGCCUUCCAAGGCGCCACGAAGGAAGAAGCGAAAGGACGAACCGGCACCUGGCGCCAGGUCGGAUGCACCAACCCGACAUGCGGGCGAUGGCACGGCGGCGGCGCCUGCGACGCUCGCCGGCCAAGGCGGGGACGUUUCUACCAGACGCGAGAGCUUGCGAGCAGAGGCGACCGUCGCGUUCGAUGGACGAUACCUGACUGUUGCGGUGACAACGGCGUCGGGUCACCGAGAGCCGGGGGAGGGCAGCGACGAGGAGAGCGAGCUCGCGCGCUUUGGGCGCGUCGUCAACACCUUGCUCGUGGACGUGGAGCACGCCGCCCGGCUGGCUGAGGUGAGGAGCAGCAUCUCGUCGGCCCUGGAGGACGCGGACCUACCCGAGCUCCACGACGCGGGCUGCGGCCCGCCGGUGCUAUGGUACCUGCGGGAGGGCAGCAGCUCUGGGUCCAUCGUCAACACUUCGACGCAAGUGAGCGCGCUGCUCAAGGCCCGCCGGGUCUGGCUUGCGCCGCAGAGCAUCCCGCCGAGCCGGCCCUCCCCUCGCGCCAUCGAGACGGCAAGACCGCCGCCGCCCGAGGCCCAGUCGAGGGCCGACCUGACGAAAGUGCUGAAGAGCGGCGAGUCUGUCCGCAUCUAUCGAGGUCAUGUUCAGGGCAACUCGGCACUCGACUAG